Molecule: messenger RNA, 1735 nt
Organism: Macrobrachium nipponense
Lineage: Eukaryota; Metazoa; Arthropoda; Malacostraca; Decapoda; Palaemonidae
Product: facilitated trehalose transporter Tret1-like
Exons: 7
Coding region: 241-1704 (487 amino acids)
Biological process (GO): transmembrane transport
Cellular component (GO): membrane
Molecular function (GO): transmembrane transporter activity
Source: RefSeq, a predicted model, not a curated record
GAGAGAGAGAGAGAGAGAGAGAGAGAGAGAGAGAGAGAGAGAGAGAGAGAAAUUAAAAACCAUCCACAUGUCAACUAGAGCGCCUUUCCAUAAUUUAUCAAGGUGUAUGUUACCUGAAGCCUACAGGAUCGUGAGGCCUCAUCGGUCGACCCCGAAUAGAAAAGCUUCAGUAUACAAUGAACGGUGUCCAGUGACAGAGUAAUAACGGUCGUAACGUCUCCAGAACCCUGCUGUGACACAAUGAAUCCACCGCUAAAAGAAGAAGAACCCACUUGUGGAACAGGACGCUCUUCCAGUUUGAGACUACGACCGAGUGGCACAAAAAGGCAGCAACUGGAGGAGCCGAGGAAGGAAUACCGAUGGAGGGUGUUAAAACAGUUCUGCGUAGUGGCCAUGGGAUCAGUGGGCCACUUCUGCAUUGGCACCAUAUUGACGUGGCCCUCACCCGGAUUGGCAGACAUGGCUCUCAACAACAAAACCUUAGUUGGAACUGAAUUUACAUUGACGGACGCUCAGAUGGACAUGGCAGGUAGCCUGGUCCAACUGGGAAGCCUUUUCGGUGCUUUCUUUGCUGGGUGGUUGGUGAACGUGGUGGGGCGGAGGCGUUCUCUACAGAUAAACACGGUCCCUUAUUUCCUGGGAUGGAUUAUAACUGGACUCUCUUCAUGCUCAACAGUUUUCCUUUUGGGAAGGUUCUUAUCGGGACUCGGGGUUGGUUUAGCGAACGUGGCUGUCAACACCUACAUCAUGGAGACAGCAGACACAAAGCUGAGGGGCACGAUGUCUGUCGUGCCGGUCUUCUGCAUCGUGUUUGGUGGCCAAUACACUCUGGGACUGGGCACUUUCCUGCCGUGGCACUCUCUCUCUCUCGUUUGCUUAGCGCCGGUUCUAUUGAUGGUGUUCGCUUCCUUCGUCAUCCCCGAAUCCCCGUCUUUUCUGGUCCUCCGAGGACAGCGAGUAGCCGCCGCCCAAGUGCUAAAGCGCCUGCGGGGUAACUUUGUCGACGUAGAGGAGGAGAUGGACGACCUUGAGAGGCGCAACCAAUCUCCGCGGGACAGGAAAUCUUCGGGAUACAAGGUCCUCUUCAGGAGGAAGAUCAUGGCCCGUCUGGGCAUCGUCAUCUUAACGUUUCUUUUCCAGCAGCUGUGUGGGAACUUCAUCUUGAUCGUACAGACUGGAAGGGUCCUGGAAGCUGCUGGAACGCUGUUUGAUCCCGCCACGGCGGCGAGCAUAGUUGUCAGCAUGAGAAUCGCUGGGACGUUCGCCGUUUUUUUUCUCGUGGAUCGCAUCGGCAGGAAAUACUGCCUCGUCGUCUCACAUUCAGUCAACGCCUGCUCCUUGAUUGUCCUCGGGACGUUCGUCUACCUGAAUGGCAAUUCCACGGUGGAACAAACGUUCACGAGCCUCAAAUGGAUCCCGAUGUUCUGCGUCGCAACCUGUCUCUUCUUCGGUGACAUUGGACUGCAUCCGCUCCCUUUUACUUUGGCCGUGGAAUACUUCCCUACGAGCGUUCGCUCACUAGCAUCGUCAGUGUGUAUGUCCUGCGGCACCAUCUUCGCCUUCGUCACCUUGCAGCUGUACAGCCCCAUGCAGGAGUUUCUGACGCAGGCGGGUCUCUACUGGUUCUACGCCGGUUCCAGUGUCGUUGCAACCGUAUUUACUCUCGCGCUAGUGACUGAAACUAAAGACAAGCCUAUUGGAUGAUAUGUUCUGUUAUUAAAUCGUGUUAAAAACA